Cadophora gregata is the source of this 432-nucleotide messenger RNA. RefSeq lists its product as uncharacterized. The record is from RefSeq and is a predicted model, not a curated record. NCBI's taxonomy places the organism in Eukaryota, Fungi, Ascomycota, Leotiomycetes, Helotiales, Ploettnerulaceae. The transcript is spliced from 2 exons. Bases 1 to 432 code for a protein of 143 amino acids.
AUGUCUCAUCUACAGUACUAUGUAUACCCAGGCCAAGGCGAACUUGUCACUGAACACAGCGGGCACAGCCAAGCUGUCCGUGUAGGAGAUCGUAUCGAGUGUUCCGGUCAAGGAGGCUGGAAGGAGGGUGGCGUUGUCCAAUUCAACACUGAGAUCAAUGCUCAGAUCGACCAAGCUUUCGUCAACGUCGAAACCUGCUUGAAAGAUGCGGGUGGAAAAGGCUGGUCACAAGUCUACCGUGUUAACUCGUACCAUGUUCCGAUAAACGACGAAGCUCUGACUGCUAUGGCGAGGAACUUCAAGAAGUGGAUGCCAGAUCAUAAGCCUAUCUGGACGGCUGUUGGGGUCACGAGACUUGGAGUUGAUGACAUGAGAGUUGAGAUUGAAGUUGUGGCGCAUGAUGAGGAGGGUGCGAAGGCUGCAAAGAAGUAA